This is a messenger RNA of Corylus avellana, 1647 nucleotides long. RefSeq names its product putative protein phosphatase 2C 6. Gene Ontology annotation, molecular function: protein serine/threonine phosphatase activity; cation binding. The record is from RefSeq and is a predicted model, not a curated record. Lineage: Eukaryota; Viridiplantae; Streptophyta; Magnoliopsida; Fagales; Betulaceae. Gene Ontology annotation, biological process: protein dephosphorylation.
GAGCCGUUGUUUCCGCUUCUUUUAUCCCAUCUUCGCCCUUCCCCUUUUCUCUCUCUCUCUCUCUCUCUCUCUCUCGGCGACUUUGGUGAAUGUAAGUGAGCUACUAGUAUAUGGAAGCCUCCGAGGACGAGCAACUCGAGCGAGUCGACUCACUGCCUGAACCGGACCUGGCAUCGACGAGCUCAGGCUUAUCGUCCAUACUCAACACGGAAGAUUCCAGGAGCACCAGCAGCUCCGGCGACAUCUCCUUCACGAGCAGCAGCUCCGGCGACAUUCUGGCGUUUCUGGUACCGGAGGCCGCCGCGCCGAUGCUGAUGGAACCCUCGCCGAACGGGGAGGACUCAAAGGUGAUGGCCACGGCGAGGCAGAAGUGCGUGGGUAGGAACAACAAGGGAGUGAGCUGGGGAUUCACGUCGGUGAUUGGGAGACGGAGGGAGAUGGAGGACGCCGUGGCUGUUGUACCGGGCUUCAUGUCGCGCACGUGCCAUCACGUGGGCGGUUGUACUGCCCCGGACUCCAGAACCUCCAGCGAGAUCUCGCCCGUCCAUUUCUUCGGCGUCUUCGACGGUCAUGGUGGCUCUCAGGUGGCUAAAUUUUGUGCAGAGCGAAUGCAUGAAGUGAUAGCAGAAGAGUGGGAUCGGGAAACAGUUGACGGCUAUGAAUGGCAUAGGAGGUGGGAGUCAGCAUUCUGCAGUGGUUUUGAGAGGGCCGACAAUGAGAGCGUGACAGAGGCAGCUGCACCAGAAAUGGUUGGAUCAACUGCUGUUGUGGUUGUUCUAUCUGGUUGUCAGAUUAUCACAUCCAACUGUGGUGACUCGAGGGCAAUCCUUUGUCGAGGGACUCAAACAAUUCCCUUAACCGUCGAUCAGAAGCCUGAUAGAGAAGACGAACUCAUGAGAAUAGAAGAAGAGGGAGGGAAAGUCAUAAACUGGAACGGUGCCAGGGUGUUUGGAGUCCUCGCCAUGUCCAGAGCUAUAGGUGAUCGAUAUUUGAGGCCAUGGAUAAUUCCAGUGCCUGAGAUUACUUUCAUGACUAGGACAGAUGAGGAUGAGUGUUUGAUUUUGGCAAGCGAUGGGCUUUGGGAUGUCAUGACUAACGAAGAGGUUGGGGAGGCGGCUCGCCGCCUUCUAAGAAGGUGGCGUAGGUCGUUGAUGACUGAUGACAUUUCUCCGGCACAAGCUGUUGCUGAUAAUCUCACUGAGAUAGCAUAUGGAAGAAAUAGUUCUGACAACAUCUCCAUCAUUGUUGUUGACCUGAAAUCAAAGAGAAGGCGCCAGCAAAGGCCAUCAAUAAGGGGAGUGGAGUAACUCUCUCCCUCCUUUCCCAGAAAUCCAAUUCACCCGCACCCUCUGAAGCUGUGUGAUAAGAAAGGCAGGAGUGAUGUAGUGGAAUUGCACAGAGGCCCCCCACAUGACACAAUUGGUAGCCCCUGUACAGUGCUGACUUGCAAACACACUGCUGCUCUGAAACCACCAGAAUUGGUUUGUUACGGCAAAACCUAGAUCAAUCCUCCAUUUUAGUUGGCUUGGUCAAGGAAAAACUAAGAAAAAACAAAUUGUUCAAUAUUUUUCACAUGAAGAUGAAGAAAAGAAAAGAAAGAAAAGAAUAUGGCAUGGUAUAUCUUUCUUUUUUAAGUUAUUUGCUCUA